Messenger RNA from Lineus longissimus, 5674 nucleotides. RefSeq names its product splicing factor 3B subunit 1-like. Gene Ontology annotation, cellular component: U12-type spliceosomal complex; U2-type prespliceosome; catalytic step 2 spliceosome. Gene Ontology annotation, molecular function: mRNA binding. The transcript is spliced from 14 exons. Gene Ontology annotation, biological process: spliceosomal complex assembly. The record is from RefSeq and is a predicted model, not a curated record. NCBI's taxonomy places the organism in Eukaryota, Metazoa, Nemertea, Pilidiophora, Heteronemertea, Lineidae. Bases 1557 to 5126 code for a protein of 1189 amino acids.
GUGUAUGAUUUUAGCGCGAAUGCGAGUGUGGUUAUCAUUUGUUAUUUAAGUCACAUUUAUGCUAAAAUAUGUUUUUGCAAAGUUUGAUAUUUUUGUGUCAGCAAGUACAUAACACUACAUGAUGAUGUAAAAUCAUGCUACACAAAAGAUGAGAUUCAGAAUUCGUCCCUACCAAAACGAAAGAUUUGUACUGGUGGUGUUGUGAGAUGAGUCUGGUGAUUGUGAUAGGAGGUGAUGUGGACCGCCCCAAGCCACUGAACCAACCGCUCCAGCAAUUGCCGGCCCUCGCCCAAAACUCAUCAGGAUUACGGGUCCAAUGUCCCUUGGUUCGGUUAUACAUUCAAUGAUUCAUUGCUGAUGGUCAGUUCAGUUGGCUAAUUACAACUAAGGGUAUAAAGUAAAGCAAAAAUGAGGGGAUUGGUUAUGUAAAGAUUUAGUUUUGGCAGUUGUUGUCUCAAAGUCAAAUGGCCCUGAAUGAAAAAGCAGAAGUCCAUCUUGCCUCCUGCAUGUCUGUGAAAACCUUAGACAAAUUUUUACGAGAAGCAAACAAAUUACUGAUAACAUAGUUCGAUGGAUGAUCUGGGACCACUCAGAUCAGAGGAGAACAUGAUGAAGCUGACUUUAAUGCGUCUGUAACAGACCAAUAUAGGCCAUUAGGGAUGGGUAGGAGUGUCGGCGGGAGGUACGACCAAGAUGUUUAAACCCAAAAGACAAACCAAUACUAAUCUGAAUCUUUUCUUUCCCCUAGCAGCACCGUUCACGAUCUGAGCGACUCAGCAUGCCUGCUGACAUCACGGAGAGGCCAUUUUACAUAGGAUAACUUGUCGUUUUGCCACUUGGGGGCAUUCUCAUACUGAUGUGACACUUUAAAUGAAAAUGAAGAAUUGCCAUUGGUGAAAUCUGAAAUAUUUUGUGAUUGCCUAUGAAAAUGGGAAGCCCCUUGAUCUUUAUCUAAAUGUUGGUGAUGAACAUCGAUACAACUUCCUUGAUUCAAGAUAAAGAUUCUACGAAAUGAAUCUUGAGACUUUUUUAAAUGAUGGAAACCAUGAAUCUAUCUUGUCCCCAUCUGUGGAUGUUGUUGUCCAUUCAGAGCAAAGAUACCUCAGCAACCUCCUCUUUCUAUAGUCAAGGCAUGCUCCUGGAAUGCAGGGCUAGCAGAAUUGAUUGAGCUCUCGUAAGAAAGCCAAGUGGCUUUACACUCACAUCGCAGACUUCUACCAACAGUCCGUGUCAUACGCUGUACGCCCAGAGCCAGAAUUGAUAACUAGGGUGGCUCUAUAUUUUGUGAGCUGAACAAAUCAUUAAUACAAAAAAAUGGCCGUCGGUAGCAAGGUUGCGACCCCUGCCCCGGUAGCAUGCCUUUCUCCGUGUGAGUGUGUGUGUGUGUCUGGCUACAAUCAAAACUAUAUUAUCUGAGCUAAUUUCUAGGUUGCCAAAUUGACAUAUCGUAAGAUGUGUUAGCGUUGAGGAGAUGUCGGGAGAGAAGACACUACACACAUGGGAUAGGAGGCAAGACGCCAGAUCCGAGGAAUCAAGAUCGUACAUUUGUCGACAUCAUGAUGGAUCGGGCCCUUGAUGAUAAACAGAAAGCCUACCGACAACAGAUGGCAGAAAAGGCCAAGUCUGGAGACUUGAAGGUUAUCAACGGAUCAAAGGAAGCCGAGGCAAAACCCUCCAAAAGGCGGCGCUGGGAUCAAGCAGCCGACGACACACCAACAGAAAAGAAGAAGAAAUCCUCAUCGUCAUCAUCAAGUUGGGAUGCGGCAGAGGCUGGCACACCUUCACAGAAUCGCUGGGAUGAAACGCCCGGUCGAGCGAAAGGUAGCGAAACGCCGGGUGCCACUCCUGGAGCUAGUACGAGGAUGUGGGAGACAACGCCAGGGCAUGCUACGCCUGGUGCAGUCACCCCCGGGCGUGGAGAUACCCCUGGACAUGCCACACCUGGUCAUCAGGGCACCCCCAGUGCCAGGAGGAACCGAUGGGAUGAGACACCAAAGACAGAACGAGAGACCCCUGGUCAUGGCAGCGGAUGGGCCGAGACACCUCGCACAGAUCGUGUCGGUGGUGGAGAUCUUAUUGAAAGUACACCAACCCCCAGCGCCAGCAAGCGCCGCUCCCGAUGGGAUGAAACACCAGUGGCAUCAUCUGGCGGCAAUGCAACACCAGGAUCAAUGACUCCAGGUGGUAUGACCCCUGGCGGUCUCACUCCUGGUGGGUUGACUCCCGGAGGUCUGACGCCGGGCGGCAUGACUCCGACAGGAUUGACCCCAAGCGGCACCACACCAGCUGGCGCUAAAGCAAUGGGCAUGGCCACACCGACCCCUGGUCACCUGAUGAGCAUGACGCCUGAACAGAUGCAGGCAUACACGUGGCAGCGAGAAAUCGACGAACGAAACCGCCCACUCUCAGAUGAAGAGUUGGACCAAAUGUUCCCACCUGGGUACAAGGUUCUUCAGCCGCCACAAGGUUACGUUCCAAUUCGUACGCCUGCACGCCGUCUCACUGCGACUCCAACCCCAAUGGCUGGGACACCUGUGGGAUUCCGCAUGCAGACCCCGGAUAACAAGGUGCAGAUUGUGGACAUGCAGCCGAAGGGUAACCUCCCUAUGAUGAAGCCAGAUGAUAUGCAGUAUUUUGAUAAACUACUGGUCGAUGUGGAUGAAGAGAGCCUCUCCCCUGAGGAGCAAAAGGAGAGAAAGAUCAUGAAACUUCUCCUGAAAAUCAAGAACGGUACACCACCAAUGAGAAAGGCGGCUCUGAGACAGAUCACCGACAAGGCUCGGGAAUUCGGAGCUGGGCCACUUUUCAACCAGAUUCUGCCCUUGUUGAUGUCGCCGACCUUGGAAGACCAGGAGCGCCAUCUCUUGGUGAAAGUUAUUGACAGGAUCCUGUAUAAGUUGGACGACUUGGUGCGACCGUACGUGCAUAAGAUUCUUGUCGUGAUUGAGCCGUUGUUGAUUGAUGAAGAUUACUACGCUCGUGUCGAGGGCCGGGAAAUCAUCUCCAACUUGGCAAAGGCUGCAGGUCUGGCCACCAUGAUCUCCACCAUGCGACCUGAUAUUGACAACAUGGAUGAGUACGUGCGUAACACAACAGCUCGUGCCUUUGCCGUGGUUGCAUCAGCCCUGGGUAUCCCAUCGCUCCUACCAUUCUUGAAGGCCGUGUGUAAGAGUAAGAAGUCGUGGCAGGCUCGUCAUACCGGUAUCAAGAUCGUACAACAGAUCGCAAUCCUCAUGGGUUGUGCUAUCCUGCCGCAUUUGAAGAACUUGGUGGAGAUCAUUGAACACGGCCUCGUUGACGAACAGCAGAAAGUGCGUACCAUCACUGCCCUUGCCUUGGCCGCGCUUGCCGAAGCCGCCACUCCUUAUGGUAUCGAGUCCUUUGACAGCGUCCUGAAGCCUCUGUGGCGCGGUAUCCGUCAGCAUCGUGGUAAAGGUCUCGCCGCGUUCUUGAAGGCCAUUGGUUACCUCAUCCCGCUCAUGGAUGCCGAGUAUGCCAAUUACUAUACUCGAGAGGUGAUGUUGAUCUUGGUAAGGGAGUUCCAGUCGCCUGAUGAAGAGAUGAAGAAAAUUGUGUUGAAGGUGGUGAAGCAGUGCUGUGCCACUGAUGGUGUGGAGCCGCAGUACAUCAAGGAUGAGAUCUUGCCACCCUUCUUCAAGCAUUUCUGGAACCAGAGGAUGGCUCUCGACAGGAGGAACUACAGACAACUUGUGGACACGACCGUGGAGAUCGCCAACAAGGUCGGCGCAGCAGAAAUCAUCAACCGCAUCGUUGACGACUUGAAAGACGAGGCAGAGCAGUACCGUAAGAUGGUGAUGGAGACGAUUGAGAAGGUGAUGAGUAAUCUGGGUGCGGCGGAUAUCGACUCCCGGCUCGAGGAACAGUUGAUUGACGGCAUUCUGUAUGCAUUCCAGGAACAGACAACAGAGGAUGUCGUCAUGUUGAAUGGUUUUGGCAUGGUUGUGAAUGCGCUGAGUAAACGAGUCAAGCCCUACCUGCCCCAGAUCUGUGGUACCAUCCUGUGGCGAUUGAACAACAAGUCGGCAAAAGUGCGUCAGCAGGCUGCUGACCUCAUAUCAAAGAUUGCUGUUGUCAUGAAGACGUGCCAGGAGGAGAAACUGAUGGGUCACUUGGGUGUCGUACUCUAUGAGUACCUUGGAGAGGAGUACCCAGAGGUACUCGGCAGCAUUCUGGGCGCUCUCAAGGCGAUUGUGAACGUGAUCGGUAUGACCAAGAUGACACCACCCAUCAAAGAUCUCUUACCGCGGCUCACUCCCAUCCUCAAAAACAGGCACGAGAAAGUCCAAGAGAAUUGCAUUGACUUGGUUGGCAGGAUCGCCGAUCGUGGAUCAGAAUUCGUCUCCGCUAGAGAGUGGAUGAGGAUCUGUUUUGAAUUGUUAGAACUCUUGAAAGCACACAAGAAAGCCAUCAGGAGAGCCACUGUCAAUACGUUCGGUUACAUCGCCAAGGCUAUUGGUCCACACGAUGUCUUGGCCACACUUCUCAAUAACUUGAAAGUCCAGGAACGACAGAAUCGUGUCUGUACGACCGUUGCCAUAGCUAUUGUCGCCGAAACGUGCUCACCGUUCACAGUGUUGCCUGGACUCAUGAACGAGUAUCGUGUGCCCGAGCUGAAUGUUCAAAAUGGUGUUCUGAAGUCUUUAUCGUUUAUGUUUGAAUAUAUCGGUGAAAUGGGGAAGGAUUAUAUCUAUGCGGUGACACCACUUCUCGAGGAUGCUCUCAUGGACAGAGACCUUGUACAUCGACAGACUGCCAUGGCAGCCAUCCAGCAUAUUGCCCUCGGUGUUUACGGCUUCGGCUGCGAGGAUGCCCUCGUCCAUUUAUUAAAUUACGUCUGGCCGAAUAUAUUCGAGACGUCACCUCAUGUUGUCCAAGCUUUCAUGGGAGCGGUGGAAGGCAUCCGAGUCGGCCUUGGACCAAACAAACUUUUACAAUAUGCUUUGCAGGGUCUCUUUCACCCGGCAAGAAAAGUGCGGGACGUGUACUGGAAGGUGUACAACACGAUAUACAUUGGUGCACAAGACGCGAUGGUCCCGUCAUAUCCGCGCAUCGCAAACGACGAGAAAAAUUCAUACAUCCGAUACGAACUGGACUAUGUUAUUUAGUGAAGGUCGAUGUGACAUUGUAAAUACGUGUAUUGGUCGUUUCAUGGACUUUCAAAGAAGGUUUACAAGAGUGUCUUUAGCCAAAGGUAUCUGAAAGAAACAAAAAAAAAGCCAGCAGAAUCGAAAUAAGCAUUUCUCUGUACUUAAUAGGUAAGAUUACCUUGGCUGAUUUCAUUCAGCCUUCAACAUAGAUUCACUGAGAUGCAUUUCCCUGUGUAAACUACUGAUCAACACGGUUGUGAAUGUUACUCCAGCUCUUCAAGUCUUGUGUUCAAAGACCAGCUGUGUGGGAGUGCAAUCCCUUUGUUUAACUCUGUAAUUAGACUGAUGGCUUUAUCAGUAUAUCACGUAGUCACCUUAAGUUGGCUGUAAAUACUGUCAGGUGUACUUACCUUACCUCAGAAGCCAUCCUGCAGAAUGUUGUUUACAUGUAUCGUAUAAUUGUUCCCCAAUACACACACAUUCUGUAUCACAUUUUGGCCCUCAUUCUAUGUAUCCCUGGUUCAGAAGUCCUGUGUCGAGAAAAUAAACAUGCAUAAAAAGACCAA